This is a messenger RNA of Phasianus colchicus (ring-necked pheasant), 1878 nucleotides long. It is a transcript of the gene CALCR, whose product is annotated as calcitonin receptor. Gene Ontology annotation, biological process: positive regulation of cytosolic calcium ion concentration; adenylate cyclase-activating G protein-coupled receptor signaling pathway; cell surface receptor signaling pathway. Gene Ontology annotation, molecular function: calcitonin receptor activity. Gene Ontology annotation, cellular component: plasma membrane; axon. Lineage: Eukaryota; Metazoa; Chordata; Aves; Galliformes; Phasianidae. The record is from RefSeq and is a predicted model, not a curated record.
AUGGUUCCAAGUCUUACUGCUACUGUAAAUUAUACUGAUCCUACAUUAGAGCCUGUAGUAACUGAAAAUUCAGUCAUACGACAGAAGAUAAUAGAUUCGCAGUUCAAAUGCUAUGAGAGAAUGAACAGAGCUCCUCCAUAUAGGAAAAAAGGUCUGUUCUGCAACCGAACAUGGGAUGGCUGGCUGUGCUGGGAUGACACACCUGCUGGCAGAAUCACUGCUCAGAACUGCCCAGAUUAUUUUCCAGACUUUGACCCAACUGAAAGAGCUUCAAAAUACUGUGAUGAAACUGGAAACUGGUUCCGCCAUCCUGAGAGCAACCGAACUUGGUCCAACUACACUCUGUGCAAUUCAUUCACGUCUGAAAAAUUGAAGAUGGCGUUCAUACUUUAUUAUAUGGCGAUCGUUGGCCAUGCUUUGUCUAUAACAUCCCUGUUGAUUUCCUUGGCAAUUUUCUUCUAUUUCAAGAGUCUCAGCUGUCAAAGGAUAACACUGCAUAAGAAUUUGUUUUUUUCUUACGUGCUGAACUCCAUGUUUACCAUUGCUCACCUCAUCAUCGUUGUACCUAACCCAGGCCUUGUGAAAAGGGAUCCCGUAAGCUGCAAAGUGCUGCAGUUUUUCCACCAGUACAUGCUGGGCUGCAACUACUUCUGGAUGCUGUGUGAAGGCAUUUACCUGCACACGCUGAUUGUGGUGGCUGUCUUUGCAGAGGAGCAGCGCUUGCACUGGUACUACCUCUUGGGCUGGGGGUUUCCUUUAGUACCUGCUUCAAUUCAUGCAGUUGCAAGAGCCAAAUACUUCAAUGACAACUGCUGGAUGAGUGUUGACACUCACUUGCUUUAUAUUGUUCAUGGACCUGUAAUGGCAGCUUUAUUGGUCAAUUUUUUCUUUUUGCUUAACAUUGUCCGAGUUUUGGUGACAAAGCUAAGAGAUACCCACCGUGCUGAGUCCAACAUGUAUAUGAAAGCUGUCAGAGCCACGUUAAUCCUGGUUCCAUUACUAGGAAUUCAGUUUGUUAUUAUUCCCUGGAGACCAGAAAACCGACUUGCUGGAGAAAUAUAUGAUUACAUCAUGCAUAUAUUAAUGCAUUACCAGGGCUUGCUUGUGGCGACUAUAUUCUGCUUCUUCAAUGGUGAGGUCCAAGGGGCUUUGAAGAGACAGUGGACACAGUACAAAACCCAGUGGGGCCAAAGGCGUCGAGAGCACUGCUCCACCAGAUCAACCUCCUACACAGCAACGUCCAUCACAGAGGUUCCUGUCUACCUGUACCAUCAUGACUCCAACAACGAGCAGCUCAAUGGAAGAUAUGUAGACGACUCUGAACUUGUUGCAUUGAAGUCUGGGGAGACAUCAGCCUAGCUGGGCAGCAGCUGCUGCAAACACACCAUUUCAUGUCCUGCUUGUGAACAAAGAGAGGAAAAGAGUGGGGAAUCCAAGUGGAAGAGAGCAAGACUGGGUGACUGGACACAUGGCAUUCAAACCACAUCAGCCUCUGACAGCAACAGUGCAGGGAAUCUGGCACAGAGGUAGGAAUCACAGUUUAUGCUUCUGAGCAUGGAUGUGCCUGCCAGGCCAUGUCCUUCCCACACCUCCCAUUAUCAAAUGAUGAUCCAGCAGCAGCAGCAGUGCCAUGAGUGCGCAGCAAAUAGGAAAGAAGGAACUGGUACCUGGCAACUGGAAGCAUUCUGCACUUUUUGCUGUCAGUACUUUUCUUUAACAGCAGAUUUCUAACUAUCAACUUUCACAUGAUGUAACUGAUUUGCGGUCCUUUACUUUUCCCUGUUUGAGGAACCUGGUGACUUCUGAAGAGAUUUUGCACGCUGUGAGACAAAUCAAGCAGAGGAACAGAAAAACUCGUUACAAAGUACUCACGUCUUG